AAGUGGCUCUGCCCAAGGGGGAUGUUGGUGUUGCCAUGGAAGGGGAAUGGAAAGGACCCAGGUUCAAGAAGGUGGAAACUCCUCAGAUCUCCCUCUCGGAUGUGAACCUGCAGCUCAAAGGGCCCCAGUUUGACACCAGUGGCUCCAAGGUGGGAAUGGCCAUUCCCGACGUCCACCUUAAAGGCCCCACAGUGACGAUGCCAGAGGCGCAUGUGGGGACCCCGAACGUCUCCAUGCCUGACAUGGACCUGAACCUGAGAGGCCCCAAAGCGAAGGGAGACCUCGAUGCUUCUGCCCCCAAACUGGAAGGGGAGCUCAGAGCCCCUGGAAUCGACAUCAAAGGCCCCAAGGUUGACAUUGAAGCCCCAGAUAUGGACGUUCAUGGUCCUGAAGGCAAACUGAAGAUGCCCAAGCUGAAGAUGCCCAAGUUUGGGGUGAAGGGAGAGGUCCCUGAUGUGGCUCUGACCCUUCCCAAGGGCCAGGUGGACAUCUCCGGUCCCAAGGUUGACAUUGAUGUGCCCAAUGUGGAUGUCAAAGGGAUAGAAGGGAAGCUGAAGGGCCCCGAGUUGGGGAUGCCUGAGAUGCACAUCACAGCCCCAAAGGUCUCGGGGCCGGACAUUGACCUCAGCCUGAAGGGAGGUGUGGAGGUCUCCAUCCCCACAACAGGAGCUGAUCUGAAGGCUCCAGAACUAGAGCUCCAAGGCCCCAAGGUUGACAUUGAAGGCCCAGACAUGGACGUCCAUGGUCCUGAAGGCAAACUGAAGAUGCCCAAGCUGAAGAUGCCCAAGUUUGGGGUGAAGGGAGAGGUCCCUGAUGUUGAUGUGAUGCUCCCGAAGGGUAAAGUGGAUGUCUCUGGUCCUGGUGUUGAUGUGCCCAGUGUGGACAUCAAAGGGCCAGAAGGGAAACUCAAGGGCCCCAAGGUGAAGAUACCUGAUGUGAGCUUCAAGACACCCCAGAUCUCCAUGCCUGACAUUGACCUGAACCUGAGAGGCCCCAAAGUGAAGGGAGACCUCGAUGCUUCUGCCCCCAAACUGGAAGGGGAGCUCAGAGCCCCUGGACUCGACAUCAAAGGCCCCAAGGUUGACAUUGAAGCCCCAGAUAUGGACGUUCAUGGUCCUGAAGGGAAACUGAAGAUGCCCAAGCUGAAGAUGCCCAAGUUUGGGGUGAAGGGAGAGGUCCCUGAUGUGGCUCUGACCCUUCCCAAGGGCCAGGUGGACAUCUCCGGUCCCAAGGUUGACAUUGAUGUGCCCAAUGUGGAUGUCAAAGGGCCAGAAGGGAAAGGUCUCACAAUGAAGAUGCCCGACCUGAGCAUCCAGAGCCCCAAAGUGUCCACGCCAGACGUAGAUCUCAGCUUGAAAGGCCCCAAAAUAGACGUGGAAGGUCCCAAAGUGGAUGUUGAGGUGCCCGAAAUGGACUUGGAAUGUCCAGAAGGGAAAGUAAAAGGCCCCAAAUUCAAGAUGCCCAAGUUGAACAUCAGGACACCGAAGAUCUCGAUGCCUGACGUGGAUCUGAACUUGAAGGGGCACAAAGGGAAAGGAGAGGUGGACGUUGCCCUUCCUAAGGUAGAAGGUGACCUGAAAGAACCUGGUGUUACCAUCAAGGGGCCCAAGGUAGAUGUGGAGGUGCCAGAUGUCAACCUGGAGGCUCCGGAAGCCAAACUGAAGAUGCCCAAAGUGAAACUGCCUCAAUUCCAUGGGUCUGGACCCAAGAUCGAGGGUCCGGAUGUGGACAUCAAUGUGCCCAAAGGGGACAUGGAAGUUUCGGGGCCAGAGGUGGAUCUUGAAGGGCCAGAGGGGAAGCUGAAGGGUCCCAAGUUCAAGAUGCCUGAGAUGCACAUCAAGGCUCCCAAGAUCUCCAUGCCUGACAUUGACUUCAACCUGAAGGGACCCAGCGUGAAAGGAGAUGUUGAAAUCUCAGCUCCCAAGCUGGAAGGUGACCUGAAGGCUCCUGAUGUUGACAUCCAGGGUCCCAAAGUUGACAUUGAGGCCCCAGAUGUGAACAUUCAAGGUCCAGAAGGAAAGUUCAAGAUGCCCAAGUUCAAGAUGCCCAAGUUCGGGAUGUCAGGAUUCAAAGCAGAAGGUCCAGAGGUUGACGUGAACCUCCCAAAAGCAGAUCUUGAUGUUUCUGCUCCAAAGGUGGACAUUGAAGGUCCUGAUGUUGAGCUGGAAGGACCAGAGGGGAAGCUGAAGGGUCCCAAGUUCAAGAUGCCUGAGAUGCACAUCAAGACCCCCAAGAUCUCCAUGCCUGACAUUGACUUGAACCUGAAGGGCCCCAAAGUGAAGGGAGAUGUGGAUGUGUCUCUACCCAAGAUCGAGGGUGAAUUGAAGUGUCCUGAUGUGGACAUCCAAGGACCCAAAGUUGAUGUUGACCUUCCCAAUGUUGAGCUGGAAGGUCCAGAGGGGAAACUGAAGGGUCCCAAGUUCAAGAUGCCUGAGAUGCACUUCAAGACCCCCAAGAUCUCCAUGCCUGACAUCGACCUCAACCUCAGAGGUCCCAAGCUGAAGGGAGACCUGGAUGUUACUGGCCCCAAACUGGAAGGUGACUUGAAAGGACCUGAUGUGGAUAUCAAAGGACCCAAAGUGGACAUUGAUGUUCCUGAUGUGGACAUUGAAGGACCAGAGGGGAAACUGAAGGGUCCCAAGUUCAAGAUGCCUGAGAUGCACAUCAAGGCUCCCAAGAUCUCCAUGCCUGAUGUUGACUUCAACCUGAAGGGACCCAAGUUAAAGGGAGAUGUGGACGUGUCUCUUCCCAAGGUCGAGGGUGAAUUGAAGGCUCCUGAUGUUGACAUCCAGGGUCCCAAAGUGGACAUUGAGGCCCCAGAUGUCAAUAUUCAAGGUCCAGAAGGAAAGUUCAAGAUGCCCAAGUUCAAGAUGCCCAAGUUCGGGAUGUCAGGAUUCAAACCAGAAGGUCCAGAGGUUGACGUGAACCUCCCAAAAGCAGAUCUUGAUGUUUCUGCUCCUAAGGUGGAUAUUGAAGGUCCAGAGGUUGACAUUGAAGGUCCUGAGGGGAAGCUUAAAGGACCCAAGUUCAAGAUGCCUGAGAUGCACUUCAAGACCCCCAAGAUCUCCAUGCCUGACAUUGACCUCAACCUCAGAGGUCCCAAGCUGAAGGGAGACCUGGAUGUUUCUGUCCCCAAACUGGAAGGUGACUUGAAAGGACCUGAUGUGGAUAUCAAAGGACCCAAAGUGGACAUUGAUGUUCCUGAUGUGGACAUUGAAGGACCAGAGGGGAAACUGAAGGGUCCCAAGUUCAAGAUGCCCGAGAUGCAUUUCAAAGCCCCCAAGAUCUCAAUGCCUGACUUUGACCUGAACCUGAAAGGUCCCAAAGUGAAGGGGGAUGUGGACGUGUCUGUGCCGAAGCUGGAGGGGGAUUUGAAAGGCCCUGAUGUUGACAUUAAAGGCCCUAAAGUGGACAUUGACCUCCCUGACGUUGAGCUGGAAGCUCCUGAGGGGAAGCUGAAGGGUCCCAAGUUCAAGAUGCCUGAGAUGCACAUCAAGGCUCCCAAGAUCUCCAUGCCUGACGUUGACUUGAACCUGAAGGGACCCAAGUUAAAGGGAGAUGUGGACGUGUCUCUACCCAAAGUUGAGGGUGAAUUGAAGGCUCCUGAUGUUGACAUCAAGGGCCCCAAAGUGGAUAUUGAGGCUCCUGAUGUCAAUAUUCAAGGCCCAGAAGGAAAGUUCAAGAUGCCCAAGUUCAAGAUGCCCAAGUUCGGGAUGUCAGGAUUCAAAGCAGAAGGUCCAGAGGUUGACGUGAACCUCCCAAAAGCAGAUAUUGAUGUUUCUGCUCCUAAAGUGGAUGUUGAAGGUCCAGAGGUUGACAUUGAAGGACCAGAGGGGAAGCUUAAAGGACCCAAGUUCAAGAUGCCUGAGAUGCACAUCAAGGCUCCCAAGAUCUCCAUGCCUGACAUUGACUUGAACCUGAAGGGACCCAAGUUAAAGGGAGAUGUGGACGUGUCUCUACCCAAGGUUGAGGGUGAACUGAAGGGUCCAGAACUGGAUAUUAAAGGUCCCAAAGUUGAUGUUGACCUUCCUGAUGUUGAGUUGGAAGGGCCAGAGGGGAAAUUGAAAGGACCUAAGUUCAAGAUGCCUGAGAUGCACAUCAAGGCUCCCAAGAUCUCCAUGCCUGAUGUUGACUUCAACCUAAAGGGACCCAAGUUAAAGGGAGAUGUGGAUGUGUCUCUACCCAAGGUAGAGGGUGAAUUGAAGUGUCCCGAUGUGGACAUUAAAGGCCCCCAAGUGGACAUUGAGGCCCCAGAUGUGAACAUUCAAGGCCCAGAAGGAAAGUUCAAGAUGCCCAAGUUCAAGAUGCCCAAGUUCGGGAUGUCAGGAUUCAAAGCAGAAGGUCCAGAGGUUGACGUGAACCUCCCAAAAGCAGAUAUUGAUGUUUCUGCUCCAAAGGUGGACGUUGAGAUGCCAAGUGUGGACAUUGAAGGUCCUGAAGGGAAGCUGAAAGGACCCAAGUUCAAGAUGCCUGAGAUGCACAUCAAGACUCCCAAGAUCUCCAUGCCUGACAUUGACUUCAACCUGAAAGGUCCCAAAUUGAAGGGAGAUGUGGAUGUGUCUCUACCCAAGGUCGAGGGUGGCUUAAAGGGCCCUGAAAUCGACAUCCAAGGUCCCAAAGUUGAUGUUGACCUUCCUGAUGUUGAGCUGGAAGGACCAGAGGGGAAAUUGAAAGGACCUAAGUUCAAGAUGCCUGAGAUGCACAUCAAGGCUCCCAAGAUCUCCAUGCCUGAUGUUGACUUCAACCUAAAGGGACCCAAGUUAAAGGGAGAUGUUGAUGUGUCUGUUCCGAAGGUAGAGGGUGAGCUGAAGGCUCCUGAUGUUGACCUCAAAGGCCCCAAGGUCGACAUUGAGGCUCCUGAUGUCAAUAUUCAAGGCCCAGAAGGAAAGUUCAAGAUGCCCAAGUUCAAGAUGCCCAAGUUCGGGAUGUCAGGAUUCAAAGCAGAAGGUCCAGAGGUUGACGUGAACCUCCCAAAAGCAGAUCUUGAUGUUUCUGCUCCUAAGGUGGAUAUUGAAGGUCCAGAGGUUGACAUUGAAGGACCAGAGGGGAAGCUGAAGGGUCCCAAGUUCAAGAUGCCUGAGAUGCACAUCAAGGCUCCCAAGAUCUCCAUGCCUGAUGUCGACUUCCAUCUGAAGGGCCCUAAGCUGAAGGGAGAUGUGGAUGUGUCUGUCCCUAAGGUCGAGGGAGACCUGAAGGCUCCUGAAAUAGACAUCCAAGGUCCCAAAGUUGAUGUUGACCUCCCUGAUGUUGAACUGGAAGGGCCAGAGGGGAAACUAAAGGGUCCCAAGUUCAAGAUGCCUGAGAUGCACAUCAAGGCUCCCAAGAUCUCCAUGCCUGAUGUUGACUUCAACCUGAAGGGACCCAAGUUAAAGGGAGAUGUUGAUGUGUCUGUCCCUAAGGUAGAGGGUGAAUUGAAGGCUCCUGAUGUAGACAUCAAAGGCCCCAAAGUGGACAUUGAGGCUCCAGACUUGGACAUUCAUGGCCCUGAGGGUAAAAUCAAGAUGCCCAAGUUCAAGAUGCCCAAGUUUGGGUUGUCUGGGUUGAAAGGAGAAGGUCCAGAUCUUGAUGUCAACCUUCCUGAGGCCGAUGUUGCUGUUUCGGGUCCCAAGGUUGAUGUUACCCUUCCUGACCUGGACAUUGAAGGGCCAGAAGGGAAACUGAAGGGCCCUAAACUGAAGAAACCCGAGAUUGGCUUCAACGUUCCCAAGAUCUCCAUGCCCGACAUUGACUUACACCUGAGAGGUCCCAAAGUGAGAGGCGACAUCGAUCCUUCCAUCCCCAAAGUCGAGGCUGAGCUGAAGAGUCCCAAGCUGGACAUCAAGGGGCCGGAGGUUGAGGUUGAGGGACCAAAGGUUGAUCUGGAAGGAAAAGGGAAAAAAUCCAGGUUUAAACUCCCCAAAUUUGGCUUUUCUGGCCCCAAAGUGCAGAGCCCUGAGGUGGACCUGAAAGUGAAGAAACCCGAGGUUGAGCUGUCCGGCCCCAAGGUUGAUGUUGCUGCUCCAGAGGUGGAUAUUCAGGCAAAGGCAAAGGGCUCCAAGUUCAAAAUGCCUUUUCUGACCAUUUCCUCCCCCAAAGUCUCGAUGCCGGAUGUGGAGCUCAACCUCAAAGGGCAUAAAGUCAAAGGGGACUUGGAUCUUUCCAGCCCCAAGUUGGAAGGGGAACUGAAAGGGCCAGAAUUGGACAUCAAAGGCCCCAAAGUCAACAUUGAGACACCUGAUGUGGAUGUUCAUGGACCAGAGGGAAAACUGAAGAUGCCCAAGUUCAAGAUGCCCAAGUUUGGGGUGUCCGGGUUUAAAGCAGAGGGGCCCGAGGUGGAUCUCAGCGUUCCCAAAGCAGAGAUGGAUGUUUCAGGUCCCAAGCUGGAUAUUGAAGGUCCUGGCUUGGAAAUAGAAGGUCCAGAGGGGAAGUUGAAGGGUCCCCACUUGAAGAUGCCAGAAGUGAACAUCAAAGCCCCCAAGAUCUCCAUGCCCGACAUUGACCUGAACCUGAAGGGUCCCAAAGUGAAGGGAGAUGUGGACGUGUCUCUUCCUCACGUGGAGAUGAAAGGACCCAAAGUGGAUGUAGAGGUUCCUGACCUCGACAUUGAAGGUCCCAAAGGCAAAGUGAAGGGCCCCAAGUUUAAACUGCCUGAAAUGAACAUCAAAGCUCCUCAUAUUUCCAUGCCGGAUUUGGACUUGAAUUUGAAAGGUCCCAAGUCCAAAGGGGGGGCAGACAUUGACCUCUCAGUGCCAAAGCUGGAAGGGGAAUUGGGUGUUCCAGAUGUUAACAUCCAAGGGCCAAAGGUUGAUAUUGAUGCUCCUGAGCUGGAUGUAGAAGGAAAACUGAAGGGUCCCAAGUUCAAGAUGCCUGAGAUGCACAUCAAGGCUCCCAAGAUCUCCAUGCCUGACGUUGACUUCAACCUGAAGGGACCCAAGUUAAAGGGAGAUGUGGAUGUGUCUCUACCCAAGAUCGAGGGUGAAUUGAAGUGUCCUGAUGUUGACAUCCAGGGCCCCAAGGUUGACAUUGAAGCCCCAGAUGUGAACAUUCAAGGCCCAGAAGGAAAGUUCAAGAUGCCCAAGUUCAAGAUGCCCAAGUUCGGGAUGUCAGGAUUCAAAGCAGAAGGUCCAGAGGUUGACGUGAACCUCCCAAAAGCAGAUAUUGAUGUUUCUGCUCCUAAGGUGGAUAUUGAGAUGCCAAGUGUGGAUAUUGAAGGACCAGAGGGGAAACUAAAGGGUCCCAAGUUCAAGAUGCCUGAGAUGCACAUCAAGGCUCCCAAGAUCUCCAUGCCUGACAUCGACCUGAACCUGAAGGGUCCCAAAGUGAAGGGAGAUGUGGACGUGUCUCUACCCAACGUCGAGGGUGAAUUGAAGGGUCCAGAACUGGAUAUUAAAGGUCCCAAAGUGGACAUUGAUGUUCCUGAUGUGGACAUUGAAGGCCCAGAGGGGAAGCUGAAGGGUCCCAAGUUCAAGAUGCCCGAGAUGCAUUUCAAAGCCCCCAAGAUCUCAAUGCCUGACUUUGACCUGAACCUGAAAGGACCCAAAGUGAAGGGGGACGUGGACGUGUCUGUGCCGAAGCUGGAGGGGGAUUUGAAAGGCCCUGAUGUUGACAUUAAAGGCCCUAAAGUGGACAUUGACCUCCCUGAUGUUGAGCUGGAAGGGCCAGAGGGGAAACUGAAGGGUCCCAAGUUCAAGAUGCCUGAGAUGCACAUCAAGACUCCCAAGAUCUCCAUGCCUGACGUUGACUUCAACCUAAAGGGACCCAAGUUAAAGGGAGAUGUGGACGUGUCUCUACCCAAGGUAGAGGGUGAAUUGAAGUGUCCUGAUGUGGACAUCCAAGGACCCAAAGUUGAUGUUGAUCUUCCUGAUGUUGAGCUGGAAGGGCCAGAGGGGAAGCUGAAGGGUCCCAAGUUCAAGAUGCCUGAGAUGCACAUCAAGGCUCCCAAGAUCUCCAUGCCUGAUGUUGACUUCAACCUGAAGGGACCCAAAGUGAAGGGAGAUGUGGACGUGUCUUUACCCAAGAUCGAGGGUGAAUUGAAGGCUCCUGAUGUUGAUAUCAAAGGCCCCCAAGUGGACAUUGAGGCCCCAGAUGUGAACAUUCAAGGUCCAGAAGGAAAGUUCAAGAUGCCCAAGUUCAAGAUGCCCAAGUUCGGGAUGUCAGGAUUCAAAGCAGAAGGUCCAGAGGUUGACGUGAACCUCCCAAAAGCAGAUCUUGAUGUUUCUGCUCCUAAGGUGGAUAUUGAAGGUCCAAAUGUGGACAUUGAAGGACCAGAGGGGAAGCUUAAAGGACCCAAGUUCAAGAUGCCUGAGAUGCACAUCAAGACCCCCAAGAUCUCUAUGCCUGACAUUGACUUGAACCUGAAAGGUCCCAAAUUGAAGGGAGAUGUGGAUGUGUCUCUACCCAAGGUCGAGGGUGAAUUGAAGGGUCCUGAAAUAGACAUCCAAGGACCCAAAGUUGAUGUUGACCUUCCCAAUGUUGAGCUGGAAGGGCCAGAGGGAAAACUGAAAGGACCUAAGUUCAAGAUGCCUGAGAUGCACAUCAAGGCUCCCAAGAUCUCCAUGCCUGAUGUUGACUUCAACCUAAAGGGACCCAAGUUAAAGGGAGAUGUGGACGUGUCUCUACCCAAGGUCGAGGGUGAAUUGAAGGCUCCUGAUGUUGACAUCCAGGGUCCCAAAGUGGACAUUGAGGCUCCUGAUGUGAACAUUCAAGGUCCAGAAGGAAAGUUCAAGAUGCCCAAGUUCAAGAUGCCCAAGUUCGGGAUGUCAGGAUUCAAAGCAGAAGGUCCAGAGGUUGACGUGAACCUCCCAAAAGCAGAUCUUGAUGUUUCUGGCCCAAAGGUGGAUGUUGAGAUGCCAAGUGUGGACAUUGAAGGUCCAGAGGGGAAACUGAAAGGACCCAAGUUCAAGAUGCCUGAGAUGCACAUCAAGGCUCCCAAGAUCUCCAUGCCUGACGUUGACUUCAACCUGAAGGGACCCAAGUUAAAGGGAGAUGUGGACGUGUCUUUACCCAAGGUUGAGGGUGAGCUGAAGGCUCCUGAUGUGGACAUUAAAGGCCCCCAAGUCGACAUUGAGGCCCCAGAUGUCAAUAUUCAAGGCCCAGAAGGAAAGUUCAAGCUGCCCAAGUUCAAGAUGCCCAAGUUCUCCAUGCCAGGAUUCAAGGGGGAGGGAGUGGAUGUGGAUGUGAACCUGCCCAAGGGAGACCUCAACCUCUCAGGCCCCAGUGUGGAUGUGGAGGCUCCUGAUGUGAGUGUGGAUGGGAACCUCAAGGGUCCCACAUUCACCCUGCCCGAGAUGCACAUCAAGGCCCCCAAGGUCUCCCUCCCUGACGUUGACUUCAGCCUCAAGGGCCCCAAAGUGAAGGGAGAUGUGGAUGUGUCUGUCCCUAAGGUUGAGGGUGAAUUGAAGGCUCCUGAUGUGGACAUCAAAGGCCCCAAAUUGGACAUUGAUGUUCCUGAUGUGAACAUUGAGGGCCCAGAGGGGAAACUGAAGGGUCCCAAGUUCAAGAUGCCUGAGAUGCACAUCAAGGCUCCCAAGAUCUCCAUGCCUGAUGUCGACUUCAACCUGAAGGGACCCAAGUUAAAGGGAGAUGUGGACGUGUCUCUACCCAAGGUCGAGGGUGAAUUGAAGGGUCCAGAACUGGAUAUCAAAGGUCCCAAAGUUGAUGUUGACCUUCCCGAUGUUGAGCUGGAAGGGCCAGAGGGGAAACUGAAGGGUCCCAAGUUUAAGAUGCCUGAGAUGCACAUCAAGGCUCCCAAGAUCUCCAUGCCUGACAUCGACCUCAACCUGAAGGGACCGAAGCUUGAGGGAGGUCUGAAGGGACCUGACAUUGACAUCAAGGGCCCCAAAGUGGACAUUGAAGGUCCAGAGGUCAAUGGGGAUGGUCUGGAUGGUAAAAUGAAGCUGCCUAAGAUGAAGCUGCCCAAGUUUGGGCUGAAAGGAGAAGGUCCCGAUGUGGACGUGAGCAUCCCAAAGGCAGAGGUGGAUGUCUCAGCCCCCAGGGUUGAUAUCAGCAUCCCAGAUGUGAGCAUCGAUGGUCCCGAGGGCAAAGUGAGAGGUCCUAAAGUGAAGGUGCCCGAGGUGCAUGUGAACGUCCCCAAGAUCUCCAUGCCUGAGAUCGACCUGAACCUCAAAGGCCACAAGACCAAGGGAGGCUUCGACCUGAAGGCUCCUGAUGCUGACAUCGAUGCUGAGUGUCCUGAGCUGAGCAUCGAGGGCCCCGAGGCCAACCUGAGGAUGCCCAAGGGGAAGAAGCCCAAGUUUGGGUUCGGGAUGAGGAGCCCCAAGGGCUCCGGGGCUGAUGUGGAGCUGCCUGAGGCAGAGCUGAGCGUGGAGGCUCCAGACGUGAACCUCACAGGGAAGGGCAAGAAGAGCAAGUUCAAGAUGCCCAAACUCCAUGUGAGUGGCCCCAAAGUCAAGGGCAAGAAGGGAGGGUUUGAUGUGAACGUGUCCGGGGGGGACCUGGAUGUGGAUGUGAGCGCAUCGGGACCGGAUGCGGCAGCCAAAGGGGAGGUGAUGCUGAAGUCUCCCAAAGGGAAGAAGCCAAUGUUUGGGAAGAUCUCCAUCCCGGACGUGGAGUUUGACCUGAAAUCACCUCGGUUCCGAGGGGACACGUCCGUGGCAGCCCCCAGGAUGGAGGGGGAGCUCCAUGGCCCCGAGAUGGAUGUGGCUGCGCCGGUGAUCAAAGGGGACCUGAAGGGUCCAAGCCUCAAUGUGGAUGUUGGAGCUCCCGAUGUGAGUGUGAAGAAGCCCAAGUUCAACCUUGGAGCAGGGGGGUUGGCAAUGGAUGGAGCCUCCAUUGACGCUUCCGUUCCCUCAAUCCCGGUGCCAGACGUCAGCCUCAAUGUGAAAGGACCAAAGGGAGAGGUCCAUGUUCCUGGAGCAGAACUGGAAGGGCCUGAAGGGAAACUGAAGCUGUCCAAGGGGGGGAGGAUGGGUCUGGAUCUGGGAAUGCCGGAUGUGAACCUGGAUCUGUCUGUGCCAGCCGCUGAUGUCACCUUCCCAGGGCCCCAAAUCUCCGGCCCCGAGGUUGAUGUGAACCUGAAAGGACCAAAGCUAAAGGGGGAUGUGGAUGUUUCGGGUUCCCUGGAAGGGCCCAAGCUCAGCCUGGAUGCGCCAGGAAUUGACAUGGGAGGUGUGGGGGGGAAACUGAAGCUGCCCAAGCUCCAGUCACCGGCAAUGGAAGGAGUGGAGCUGAAGGGAGACAUGGAGGGCUCCAUAGAGGGGAAAGGGGCAAACCUCACCCUGGGCACCGCAGGCAUCAGAGGAUGCUCCUCAAUGGAUGCGGAUCUGGAUGUGAACCUGAAAGGACCAAAGCUGAAGGGAGACCUGGACGUGCAGAGUCCUGGAGCAUCAAUGGACGGCUCCGACUCCGGCUUCCAGGUCCUGGGUGGCACCAUCAAGCUCCCGUCCCUCAAACUGCCCCAGUUUGGGCUUCCCAGUCCCACUGUGGAUGGAGCCGAUGUUGGCAUGAGCCUGAAGGGCUCCGGGGCUGGGAUCGGGCUGGAAGGAUCCAGUGUGGAAGUGAAAGGGCCUCAGGUUUCCCUACCGGAUGCUGACCUGAAGCUGAAAGGACCAAACCUGGAUGGCAGCGGAGAGAUCAGAGCCCCAAAAGUGAGUGUGGAAGUGCCUCAUGUGGGUACCAAGGAGCUCAGCACCAGCAUCCACAUGGAUGCUCCGGCCGUGGAUGCAUCCGCACUGAAAGGCUCCGGGUUGAACAUCAACGUCAAAGGUCCAAAGCUCCAUGUGGGCUCCUCAAAGGGAGCUCCCAUAGGGAUCCCAGAGCCUGGCACAGGCAAAGUCUCCUUCCCCAAGCUGCGGAUGCCCAAGUUCGUGUUCUCGGAGCCGGAGGUGAAGGGCAGGGAGGUUGGGGUGGACGUGGACUUCCCGGACACCCACAUCCCAUCCGGGAGCGCGGAGCCGGAGCCGGAGGACUCCGACAUCCGCCUGAAGAGAUCCAAGCUGAAGAUGCCCAAGUUCAACUUCAAGCAGAAGGGGAAGAGCUUUGGGGCCCUGGGCUCCCCGGAGGCCUCGGGCUCCAGGGGGGACCUCAAGAGCUCCAAGGGCAGCCUGGGCUCAGCGGAGGGGGAGCUGGAUGGGGCCAAGGGCAGGUUCUCCCUGUUCCGGAGCAGGAAGCCGCGGCACCGGUCGUCGUCCUUCAGCGACGAGCGCUCGGCGCAUUCCCCAUCACCGGAGCGCGGUGAGCGCGGCAAAGGGGCGAGGAUGAAGUUCGGGACGUUCGGGGGCAUCGGCUCCAAAACCAAAGGCUCCUAUGAGGUGACCGCGAGUGAUGAGGAGCAGCCCAAGGUAUCCGGUACCACCGGUACAACCGGUACCACCAAGAAGUCGCGGUUGUCGUCGUCCUCCAGCGCCGACAGCGCCACCAAAGGCGGAUUCCGCCUGCCCGGUGUGGAGCUGGCGGUGGCCAAGCGCCGGGAGCAGGAGGGCUGCACGUAGGGGCCGGUGUGUACAUAGGGAGCCCCAUAUGGGUCUGUAGAUACGUUUUGUAGCUCGGGCUCCCCAUCCAUCCGUACCCCUCAUCCCGAGAGCCGCUCGGAACGUCGGCUCCUGCAUGGAAUGCUGAGCGCUGUGCCGGCUGGUUUUGAUAUAACUCUUAUUUCCCCCCUUGUUUCACCGGAUCACGUCCGUGUUUUGGGUCAUGGAAAUGGGAUUUUGGGGGUUUUGUUUGGUUCUUUUUCUUUGGUUCUGUGCUCGAUGGGGGUUGAGGAAAUGGAGCUUUAAGAAGCAGAGCCUGGAACGGAGCCGCGGGGCCGGGCGCGUGAUUCCCAUGGUUGGGAUGCGCCAGGAUAUCGGGUAACGGGGAGGGGAAAGGACAAGUGGUGCAGGGAAACAGCUCCAAAGGCUUCGAGUCCUCACCCCCCCAAUGGCCCCAGCGCUGGUUUGGGGUCGAUUGAUGGGAUUUCACUUCAUUGCCUUUAAAUUGGUCCCGUUCUCUGAUGAAAAGGGACAGAAAAAGAACCCAAACCCCAAAAUCUCGUGGGACGGAUCCGGUUUGAGGUCAAACCCGAAAAAUGCAGCAAUAAACCCAAAAACCAAACCAAAAACCAACCAAAACCAAAGCAAAAGCCCCUUUUUUUAGCACUUUAACAGCAAAAUAAUCGCGGCGUCAGAAUGAUCUUGUAAAAUGCAAAUAAAACGUUUAUUAACCGGGA
Messenger RNA from Melopsittacus undulatus (budgerigar), 13144 nucleotides. RefSeq names its product AHNAK nucleoprotein (gene AHNAK). Gene Ontology annotation, biological process: regulation of RNA splicing. The transcript is spliced from 4 exons. Gene Ontology annotation, cellular component: costamere; nucleus; cytoplasm. Bases 36 to 12428 code for a protein of 4130 amino acids. Lineage: Eukaryota; Metazoa; Chordata; Aves; Psittaciformes; Psittaculidae. The record is from RefSeq and is a predicted model, not a curated record.